AUGGAGUUUUUGUUUUUCCUCCUGAGGAUCUGUCUGGUUUCGUCGGUGUUAGUUUCUGGUUCUUCCUCAGGAUUGGAUUUGUUAUCUCCAUUUUCAUCACCACCCUCUCCAUUACCGGAAACUUCAAAAGGGUUCGGUCAAGUACCGAUUAGCUCGCCUGAAUCUCACAAAUCCGGCAAUGCGCCACCGUCUAAAGCUUCUCAACCGUCUCUUCCUCCUUCAGCUGACGUUACAGCACCUCCGGUGGAUCCUCUUCCUCCUCCUCCUUUAGCUGACGUGGCAGCACCUCCGGUGGAUUCUCCUCCUCCUCCUGUAGAGGCAGCAUCUCCGGUGGAUUCUCCACCUCCUCCUCCUCCUGUAGUUGUCGUGACAGCACCUCCGGUGGAUUCUCCUCCUCCUCCUUUAGCUGACGUGUCACCUCCUCCGGUGGAUUCUCCACCUCCUCCUCCUUUAGCUGACGUUGCAGCUCCUCCGCCGUCAGAUUCCGCCGGAGGUAAAGCGCCGCCUAUUGUAACGGUUCCUAGUGCUCCAGCUCCAUCUACAAUACCCGUGAAGGAUUUGCCCGGAAAAUCUCCUCCGGUGGAACCUAUAAUCACACCGAUUGCUUCACCACCUCAACUCAUUCCAAGAAAUGCACCAAAGGAGCCUCCUUUCUCUGGAAGAGUAUCUCCAGACAUGAACUCAUUUGUGGUCUCUGAAAUCUCUGAAUCAGUUGCAUCUCCACCAACAAUAUCAAUUGAACUUUCACCGCCAGUCCAUCCCAUCGUACCAAAGUUAACACCCUCUAGCUCACCUGUACCAACCUCAAGUCCAACAAAGGGAUCUCCAAGAAGGAAUCCGCCAAUAACUCACCCGGUUUUCCCCAUAGAAUCUCCUGCUCACUCACCAGAUCAUCCUGCGAAUCCAGUAAAACAUCAACCUCCCAGCGAUAACAAAAGUCCGGUCGCUGCACCGUCGAAUGAAACCGCUAAACCUUUGCCUGUCUUCCCACAUGAAGCUUCUCCUCCUUCAAUAGCUCCCUCAACCCCAAAAUUCAACGGACACUCUCAUCAUACUACUACUCCACCUCCAGAUUCUACUCCAAGUAAUGUACACCGCCAUUCUUCAUCGUCUUCUUCUCCCCCUCUGCCUUCACACCACCGACGUCAUCAAGAACGAAACAAGAUCCCAAACAGUCCAGCUCCUUCACCACCACCACCACCACAGCAUUUCACAUCUCCAAAGAAGUCAAAACAUAAAGGUGCAAUGACAACUCCUCCUCCAUCAUCACACUCUGCUCCUUCUCCCACCAUUUCUCCUACUCACACUCCAAUCUCUUCCGCAAUGCACCGCAUCUCCAUAGCUCCAGCACCUUCUCCGACCCAAGUUCUUCCUCUCAGGUCCUCUUCAAGACCUUCAAAAUCUCGUAAAUUCCCACUCGGUCCACCUCUUCAAGCUUUCCCUCCUCCUCCCCCUAAUUCAGAUUGUACAUCAACAGUUUGCAUGGAACCAUACACAAACACACCUCCAGGAUCUCCAUGCGGCUGCGUCUGGCCUAUUCAGGUUGAGCUCCGGCUCAGCAUGGCCCUAUACGACUUCUUCCCAAUGGUCUCAGAAUUCGCUCGGGAAAUCAGCGCCGGAGUCUUCAUGAAACAGAGCCAAGUCCGUAUUAUGGGAGCCAACGCCGCUAGCGAGCAACCGGAGAAGUCCGUCGUCCUCAUCGACUUGGUCCCUCUCGGAGAUAAAUUCGAUAACUUGACUGCAAUGCUGACUUACCAGAGAUUCUACAGUAAGAAAGUAUACAUAGACGUACCAAUCUUUGGUGAAUACGACGUCAUCUACGUCCGGUAUCCUGGUUUACCGGCUUCUCCUCCGUUCCCGCCUUCCGGUAUGACUAUAACAGACCAAGGACCGUUCUCCGGUAACAACAAUGGAAGAGCUGUAAAACCGCUAGGAGUCGAUGUUCCUAAGAAGCCGCGCAAGAGAGAGCUCAAUGCUGGAACUAUCGCUGUCAUUGUUCUGUCUGCGGCUGCUUUCAUCGGUUUAUGUUUCGUCAUCGUCUGGUUCUUGGUUUUCCGGCCAAGAAGAGACCGGCGGCUUUCCAAACGAGCACCACCGCCCGCUCGUCCUUCGCUGCCUUCCCUCUCGAAACCAUCAGGCUCCGCGAGAUCUUUAACCGGAAGCCGGUUCAGCUCGAUGUCGUUUGAGUCGAGCAUUGCUCCGUUUACUCUCUCUGCGAAGACGUUCACGGCAAGCGAGAUAGCGAAAGCCACGAACAAUUUUGAGGAGAAGAGGGUUCUCGGCGAAGGCGGGUUUGGACGGGUUUACGAAGGUCUUUUCGACGACGGAACUAAAGUAGCGGUUAAAGUGUUGAAGAGAGAUGACCAUCAAGGUGGUAGAGAGUUCUUGGCUGAAGUUGAAAUGCUUAGCCGUCUUCAUCACAGAAACUUGGUCAAUCUGAUUGGUAUCUGUAUCGAAGACCGUAACCGUUCCUUGGUUUAUGAGCUUAUACCUAAUGGCAGCGUUGAAUCUCACCUCCACGGGAUAGAUAAAGAGGCUUCUCCUUUAGAUUGGGAUGCUAGGUUGAAGAUAGCUCUCGGUGCAGCUCGUGGAUUAGCGUAUCUACACGAAGACUCGAGCCCGAGAGUGAUACACAGAGACUUCAAGUCUAGUAACAUCUUGCUUGAGCACGACUUCACGCCUAAAGUCUCAGACUUUGGAUUGGCAAGAAACGCACUUGACGAUGAAGAUAACAGACAUAUAUCAACACGCGUUAUGGGCACUUUUGGGUAUGUGGCGCCGGAAUACGCAAUGACGGGGCAUCUUUUAGUGAAGAGCGAUGUGUAUAGCUACGGAGUUGUGCUUCUGGAGCUACUCACGGGGCGUAAACCGGUGGAUAUGUCUCAACCGGCGGGACAAGAGAACUUGGUUUCGUGGACUCGGGCUCAUCUCACGAGCAGAGAAGGGCUCGAAGCUAUUAUAGACAAGUCUUUCGGACCCGAGAUCUCGUUCGACAGCAUAGCGAAAGUCGCGGCGAUUGCUUCCAUGUGCGUUCAACCGGAAGUGUCGCACCGUCCUUUCAUGGGGGAAGUAGUGCAAGCUCUGAAACUUGUGUGCAACGAGUGCGAGGAAGCUAAGGAGCUUCACUCUGUGACUUCGAUCACUCAAGACGAUAUGAGAGAUGACGCUCGAGGUGAGAUCUCUUGUGGUGAGGGCGGCUCAGGGAGGGUGGCUAGGUAUCCGUUGCUUCCGAAUUACGACUCUGAGCCUGACACGGAGAGAGGAGUUUCUAUGUCGGAAAUGUUCACCGGUUCCGGGAGGUUAGAGAGGGAAUCUAACUCGGGUCCCUUGGUUUCGGGGAGAGGUAAGACGUUUUGGCAAAAGAUGAGGAGAUUAUCGACCGGAAGCUUGAGCGAGCAUGGGUCAUCGUCGCACAUGUUACGAUCCGGUUCGCAUUAA
This is a messenger RNA of Microthlaspi erraticum, 3438 nucleotides long. The record is from the annotation of a GenBank genome assembly. NCBI's taxonomy places the organism in Eukaryota, Viridiplantae, Streptophyta, Magnoliopsida, Brassicales, Brassicaceae.